Molecule: messenger RNA, 1440 nt
Organism: Phalaenopsis equestris
Lineage: Eukaryota; Viridiplantae; Streptophyta; Magnoliopsida; Asparagales; Orchidaceae
Product: LEAF RUST 10 DISEASE-RESISTANCE LOCUS RECEPTOR-LIKE PROTEIN KINASE-like 1.1
Biological process (GO): protein phosphorylation
Molecular function (GO): ATP binding; protein kinase activity
Source: RefSeq, a predicted model, not a curated record
GGUGCAAGCUAUGCAUUGAUUCAGGCGGGGUCUGUGGUUAUAAUUCGUCAAAGUCGACUGAUCCCAUUUGCUUCUGCCCCAAUAAUACAGCACUUGGGAGUUGCCCUUAUGGACGGAAAACAGAGGAAAGUUCAAAGACCGGUCUUAUAAUUGGUGUGAGCAUGGCCGGAGGAUUUAGCUUCAUCAUGUUCUGCUUCCUCUGCUUUCUCAUCUACAGACGCUGGAAGAAGAAGCAGUCCUCUCGCUCCAACUUCUCUGACCGAAGCACCUCUUUUGCCCUGUCCUCCAAAACUGACCCUGAGCUAGCCUCCUCCUUCUACACUCCCAUUUUCACCUAUGACGAGCUUUAUAAAGCAACCAACGCCUUCAAUGCCUCCGAAGAAGUUGGCGACGGCGGAUUCGGUACUGUUUACAAAGGCAAGCUGAAAGAUGGCAGAGUGGUUGCAGUGAAGCGUCUCUAUGAAACCAACUACCGACGUGCCGAGCAAUUUAUGAAUGAGGUUAAGAUUGUCUCCCUGCUACGCCACCAGAAUCUCAUCAGCCUCUAUGGCUGCACCACCCUCCAUAGCCGCGAGCUCCUCCUAGUAUACGAAUUCAUCCCCAACGGCACCGUUGCCGACCACCUGCACGGCUCUCGGGCAUCCGGUUCAUUUCUCCCAUGGAAAGUAAGGAUGCGCAUUGCCAUUGAAACAGCCGAUGCUCUCAACUAUCUCCACUCCAUCGAGCCACAGAUCAUCCACCGCGACAUCAAGACCAACAACAUCCUCCUUGACAACAACUUCCAUGUCAAGGUUGGUGAUUUCGGUCUGUCAAGACUCUUCCCGCUCGACGCCACGCACGUGUCAACUGCUCCACAGGGAACGCCCGGCUACGUCGAUCCAGAGUACCACAAAUUCUUUCAGCUCACGGACAAGAGUGAUGUGUACAGUUUUGGAGUGGUUUUGAUGGAGCUCAUAUCUUCCAUGCCCGCAGUGGAUAUUAACAGGGAGUUGCAUGAAGCCAGUCUAGCCUACAUGGCAAUAAAGAAGAUACAAAGGCAGGAGUUGCAUGAAUUUGUGGAUCCAAGGUUGGGUUACCAUUCAGAUUCCGAUAUAAACGGUAUGAUCACUCAGGUGGCAGGGCUGGCAUUGCGGUGCUUGCAGACAGAGAGGGAGAUGAGACCUGGCAUUAAAGAGGUGUUGGAGAUUUUGAGAGAGAUAGAGAAAGCUGCUUGUGAGGCUGAGGGUUGCUUGGACGUAGAUGGUGCAGUAGAAAAAGAGGAAGCAUGUUUGCUGAAGAACAUCCCUCCCUACUCUCCUAAUUCGGUUGCGGAGAGAUGGGUGAGCACCUCGUCAUCCAUGUCCAGCUUCUCUGGGUGAGAUUGUCCGCUAAUCUUCAAUUACAAAUUUCUUCAUUACCGUUUUUUUCUUAAUUCAUUGUGUUCUUUGAGUUGAUUAUAGU